Molecule: messenger RNA, 3257 nt
Organism: Puntigrus tetrazona (Sumatra barb)
Lineage: Eukaryota; Metazoa; Chordata; Actinopteri; Cypriniformes; Cyprinidae
Gene: cep68
Product: centrosomal protein 68
Exons: 7
Coding region: 217-2313 (698 amino acids)
Source: RefSeq, a predicted model, not a curated record
UGUUGGCUGGAAGCGACAGUCUCGCGCUGCUUGUCCCGCCUCCGUGUCAUGAAGCGCUUCCUCCACCGCUCGGAUUCCACAACAGCACGGGUUUAUUUAUCGUAGUAUAUCUCUAAAUUAUAAACGCAGUUCGUGGAGCUGCCCGAGGGACUGUCUUUAGCCCAAACCGCCGUCGCUCUGGCCAAAUGAGGAAGCACAGAAUGUGGAUGUGUCGCUAUGGCUCUCGGAGUUGACAAGGCCUUAUCAGACACCUCAGAAAUGGAGAACAAGAGCUAUGGGAGGUGGAAGACCAGGAUCCCGGAGUUCAACCGCAGAGGUCAAACUAGACCCCUCAGUCACAGAGCAGCUGAGAGAACGAGGCCUGCAAAUGUCCUGGAGACCAAGGACUCAGACAAAGAGAGGAGUGGCAGCAAAAAGACUGUCACUAUGGCACCUGUUUCCAGGUGUAUGCCAGACAAAAGCCUCUAUAUCAUGAGAAAACCACUGAUCUCCACACAAUGGCAGGUGCCCAUCCUGAAGAACUCAUCUACACAUGAAGACUCAGAGAGGAUCAGUUACACAGCAGAUUUUUCUAAAGAAACGGACAAAAGUCUGUCUAAACAGUCAUUCAGACGUAUCCCAGAAGAUUGUCCAUUUUAUAAAUCUUCCCCACCGUUAUCCAGAGAAGACCUGGAUUCCUCCAUGAGCGUAUCAGACCUCAGACUGUGGUCAUGUGACAGGGAUCCUAUUUUUAACUCUUCAGCUGCCAAACGCAGUCUAUCCAGUCCCCCUUCAGCUUCUUUGAGCCUCACAGCACCCCCAGUGCCUAAGUGGACAUCCACUCCUAAAAGCACUUCGUAUUCAUCCGAUCAUACAUCUCGUUUCACAAGAAAGGUAAAAACAAGGCAAGGUGAGUUGAUGGACAGAGGAAGAGACUCUCUUCUCAACACAGGAUCUUACAGUAAGAACCAUCAACAUGGAUUCAAACACAUGUCGCCUUAUCAGGCCAACUAUUGGGCCUGUGCCGUCCCCAACUCUAUGCCACCCUCUCCGAACCGCAAAUCUCCCAGUUGGGAUCCUGAAAAGGAGUAUCAAGAGCUCCUGGACUACACAUACCCUCUGAGACCUAACAUGGCUGGUACAUGGGGUUCAUCAGAAGUGGAUCUUCUCUUGCGAUCCGAUCCAUUGUUACAAGACUCGGGCAUAGAGUUAGACCGCUCUUCCAUUCUGUCCUGUUUAGACCUGUCUCGACAGGAACGGUGUAGCCCAGGAUUAGCGCAAAGGUCAGCUGAGUUUUGUGCUCUAAACAAAUCUCAUUCUAAGUCCUUAGAUGGCAUCAUGUCCAGUAGUCUGUAUUCUUCACUAGACCAAACUGGCUUGUCAGUUGAGAGUCUGGAUUGCGACGGGAAGCCACAGGGCCAUUAUCGCAAAUUUGGCAUCUUCUCGACAUUCAAACCAGUCCCUACAUUCAUUAGUUCAACACACAUCCUUCCUCGUCCUGAUUCGCUGGACGAGUUGAAUGAGGAGUUUCUUCGUCUACCAGAACGGCUUCAAGAACUUCAGGUGCUUUCACAGCAGCUGAGGGACAUUAGCGACCAGAUGAGCCAACCAGUCAUCACCAGCUGGGGAUCCCUGGAGAGCGGGAUCACCUCAGUCCGAUCAGCGAUGGCUCAAGUGGGAAAACAGGAACCACUGGUGGAAGAAAGGGGAGAUGAAGAUGUGGAAGAGGAAGGGAGAUCAGUUUCUGAAAUUCCUCUCACACACGAGGAUCAUUCAGAGAAAGCAAAGGAGCCUGGUUCCACAAUCCAGAUGAUUAGCCAAGACAUGAAUAGGAGGAACCUGAGGGAGGUGGAAGCUGUUAUGGAUCGACUGAGCGGACUGUCAAUGUCAGAGCUUCAGAGGACAAUACCAACAGACCAGAACGAAAAUGAGACCAAGGAGUCACUAAUGCAGCACAUACAGGCAUUUUGCUCGAACUUAGAAAAGCUGAUUCAGUGGUUGCAUAAGGUGGUAGAAAAAAUAGAAGUUCUUUCUCCUCCCAUGGUUGACUUGGAGAGUGUCAAAGCCUCCUUGGCUGAUUACAAGAGUUUUCAGGAAGAAGUUCAGGCUCAUAAGCCCCUCACAGCAGAUGUUCUGCAGACCGGAGAGAUGCUUUUGCACUGCAUGAAUUCAGCCUCUCCAUUUCUGAAAGACACGCUGGUGCUGAUCGAGAGGCAGUCUCACACACUGGAAACUCAUUCAGAGUAUCUUUUCUCCUCUAUUCUGUCAGCCAUGGACAGCCUCACUGACCCCAGAUCUGAGGAAGCAUCAGAAGCAGUUUCUGCCAAUUAUUAGGAAUAUCUUCACUGAAACAGCCUUUUUGGUGUUUUCACAUCAAGGAUGAAAAACACUUCUUACUUGACUCGUAUAUCACCAUUAUCUUUGUUUUACACCAGGGGUGUCAAACUCAGUUUCUGGCGGGCCGGAGCCCUGCAGAGUUUAGAUGCAACCCUAAUUAAACACACCUGAUCCAGCUAAUCAAGUACUUCAGAGUAUAUGCGUUUUAGCAGGGUUGAAUCUAGGACCUCCAGGAAUUGAGUUUGACACCCCUGUUUUACACGCUUAACACGUUUACUGUAUCCAGAAGUGGUGUUACGUGCUGUUGUCACAAGCUUGAGUUAUCUAUCACGUGUGAAACAUUUUUCACUUUGUCUUUUUUUAAUUAAAAAAUGUCCUGCGAUGGCUCAGCUUACUAAUACUGGUUUGACUGAAGAGGUGCACAGACAUUGUGCCAAUUGUGAUUGUGAUCUCAGGUUAUUACCCUAUUAAGUUUUAAUGGAGAGCAGUUCAGCCUCCUUUAGCGUCCCUGCAGCUUUAGUUUCCCUUCUGAGUAACCUGUGUCUCAAAAAUAUAUCGUACUUUUCGACGGCUAAUUAGUGUAAUUAAUGGUAUCAUUAAUAUAUGAACAUACUGAAUAUAUGAAUAAUCUGUUUGGGGAACAUUCAUACAUUUAAGUAAAUAAUUUUUUUUUUAUUAUGCUACAGCAAUAGUUCAUUCAAACAUUUAAAUUGUCAUUAUUUUCUGACCCUCACGUCAUUUUUUCAUUGCACAUAAAAAAGAUAUUUUGAGAAAUAUCUGUUGUUUUAAGUCCGUAGUGUCCAAUGUCGAUCAGUUUUGUGCCUCUUUUUUUGAGACACAAAAAGUUUUGAAGAACUUUAGCUGCAGAGAUCACAGAUUGAUGUGAAACUGUUUUUAUGCUGAUGACAAAAGGAUUUUUAACAAUAAACAUUCUGCUUUUU